UUCAAAGUCUUGGUGUGGCUUUCUACCGAGGUGCUGAUUGUUGCGUCCUUGUUUAUGACGUGAACGUCAUGAAAUCUUUUGAAAACCUUAACCAUUGGAGAGAAGAAUUUCUCAUUCAGGCUAGUCCAUCUGACCCUGAAAACUUUCCUUUUGUUGUCUUGGGAAACAAAAUCGAUGUUGAUGGUGGAAAUAGCAGAGUUAUUUCUGAGAAGAAAGCAAAGGCAUGGUGUGCUUCAAAGGGAAACAUACCAUACUUUGAGACAUCUGCAAAAGAAGGAUUUAAUGUUGAAGCUGCUUUCCAGUGUAUAGCAAAAAAUGCACUCAAGAAUGAACCUGAAGAAGAAAUGUAUCUGCCUGACACAAUCGAUGUCGGAAGUGGUGGCCGACAACAGAGAUCGACUGGCUGUGAAUGUUGAGUAAAGAGAACUGUGAACCACCAGGUUUACCAGCUUGUUUGAUGCCAACAUAGAAGUAUUUUAUUUACAAUGUAAAACCAAGGACAAAUUGCAAAUUCCAUUUUGUAUCUCACUAGUGGGGUAGAAUGUUUUUUAUUUUUCUUUUUUAUUUCCCUUGAUCUCAAAUGUUAAACAAUGUCUCUAAAUUAGGAAAUGCAUACUGAAAAAAUAGUGUGCUUUUGGGAGUUAUUGCAUUGAUGUUAGUUUAGUUUGGCUUUGGAUUAUGUAUUAAAUGUUGAAUAGUGGUGUAUAGUAUUCCCUGAUAGGGAUGGAAAUAGGUUAGACGAAGAUAGAAACCUGCAAUUAAGUCUA
Molecule: messenger RNA, 767 nt
Organism: Cicer arietinum (chickpea)
Lineage: Eukaryota; Viridiplantae; Streptophyta; Magnoliopsida; Fabales; Fabaceae
Product: ras-related protein Rab7-like
Cellular component (GO): vacuolar membrane
Molecular function (GO): GTP binding; GTPase activity
Source: RefSeq, a predicted model, not a curated record